This is a messenger RNA of Phascolarctos cinereus (koala), 5489 nucleotides long. The record is from RefSeq and is a predicted model, not a curated record. Lineage: Eukaryota; Metazoa; Chordata; Mammalia; Diprotodontia; Phascolarctidae.
UUUGAACUCAGGUCUUCUCAGCUCUAGGUUCAGCUGUUCUAGCCACUGUGCCAUCUGGUACUAAUUCAUGAGGCAAUUGUAAAGUUCUACACAUUGCCAUUCAAUUAUUUCAUUCGUUUCUGACUCUUUGCGACCCUAAAUGGCAAAGACACAGGAGUGGUUUGCCAUUUCCUCCAGAGGAAACUAAAAUUAAGAGGCAGCAAAACAGAAUAUUGGAGAGCUGCAUUAGCCCCGGAAUCAGGAAGACCCGAUUUCAAAUCUUACUUCAGAAGCUUAAUCCUCGGUGACCCUGCGUAAAUACGCUUAAUCGGUCUCAACCUCAGCUUUCUCAUCUAAAAUGGGGAUAAUAAUAGCACUUACCUCCCAGGGAGGUUGGGAGGAUCUGUAUGUGUAUCAAAUGCUUUGUAAAUCUUAAAUCAUUAGGUAAGAGUGAGCUAUUAUCAUCGGCAUUUUCAUGCUGGGCAACCACAAUCAGGUGCCAUUCCAAAGGCAUAGAGAGAAACAGUGGCAGACUUACAGGAGCGCCAUGAAUGAGGAAUAGCCCUGACACCCCCUCCACCCCCGGUCAGCAGGGGCUGGUUAUCCCUCCCUCCCCAAGGUCACACCUGAGAAGGGUUUGGAGGCUGCACCUAGAGGAGGGGCCUCUGCUGGGGAGGGAGGGCAGGGCUGCUCUGCUCUCCAUGGGACACGCUAAGGAAGCAAACUCCGGGCAGGCUCUGCUGGAGUUUCUCCUCCGAGGCCUGAUAGCCUUUGGGGGUGUGGAGGGGGAGUCCGCCCUGCGCACCUGCAGAGCAGGGGAGGGCAGAGGGACUCCCUGGAAACCCAACACCUUCUGGAGAGGUCGUGUGAAAACGGGGCUGAUGAGUCUCUUGGGGGUCAGCCCGGCCCUAAGCGCCUGCUGGAGGCGGGGAAAGCAACCAGAAUUGACCAUCAGCGAGUCUGGGGAUGGACAAGAAAGCAGAGCCCAAAUCCUGGGCCGGAAAAGAACCCCCGUUUAGGGGAAUGCAAGAGCCUCCCAAAUACUGAGCUAGCUCUGACAACGUGUGUGACAACCUCAUCAUUCAUGUGCACAUCCCUAGAAAAUAUACUGCCAAGCGCGAUGACCCCACGAGAACGACCUCACCUCUGAGUCUCAGCUUCUUCUGUACUACCGGGGAAAUGAUAACACCAAAGGAAUCUGUCAGAGAACUUUGCAAACCUUCAAGCCUUACAGAAAGGCAGCCGCGAUUCGGAGUCCGUUCCCCAAAGGGACUGAAUGCGCCCAUCAACCGGUAUUGUUACUCGGCGAGUCUGUCCUAAGGGCCCAAAAGUAGCACUCGCUCCCACCAGCACUGCUUGUCCAGCUGGCCACAGGUGUCAUUUUGCGCACAGAGACCAAUCGAGUCUCCGGGGACACCGGCGCUUGGACCUAAGAUGGCAUUCGGUCGGCCUCGGCAAGUCAGAACUGGAGGAGAAGGGAGCAGAGGAGCAAAAGGAGUCAGAAAGGGGUUUAUCUCUUAGAGACUCCUCCCACGAGAUGAGGGGGGUGUCGAGUUGAGAAGAAAAUGUUUUAAGUGUUUAGAGAUCCUGAGGCGAUGGGGAUGGGAGCAAGAAGGUUUGGAUGAGGAAAAUAGCCCCCUGUGGCUGCCCCUCUGCUUUUCAGAGACUUUUUUGCCCCACUGGGCUGGGUUCUAGAAGCCACGCCCUCUAUAUUCAUUCUCCCACCCCCACCACCCGUCCUGGACACCUUCUAGAAGGCUUGCACAAGGGACCUGGCAGUGACGGGACUCCUCCCGCCAACACUGCUCCCUCGUGCUCAGUGACCAGCACAGGGACCCAGGUGUCCUGGCCCCCGGCCUCCUUGGGUUCAGGGAGCCCCUGCCUUGGGUACCGAGCUGCGUGUGUUAACUGUCACUGCUUCGAGACCCAGAACCAAGCCUACCCUCACUCCACCAGGUGCCACAGGGGUGAGGUGCAGGUCAAAACAGUCCUAGGAGGGGAGGGCCUCAGUUCUAGAUUUGGGAGGUCGUCUAGGGGACUGGGGGACUGCUCUCAGGUUCUAGGUCAGGGCUCUGGGAUUUCUCAGAGGGGAGGUCCUUAGUUCUUGGUCUGGGGUCUACAUGGGAGGGAGUAGUUGCUCUUAGGUUCUAGGUCUAUAUCAUCCUGGGGACUGGGGAUAUGGAUCCUAAGUUCUAGAGUUCAGGGUUCUUGAAUUUUAGGACUGUAUUCUGAGCUAUGUGGGGUGGUUGGGUUCUAGGUCAGUGUUUCAGAGUUCUAGAGGAACUCUGCAGGUUCAGUUUCUAAGUGUUUGUAGUUGAGGUAGUUCCCCCCAGAUUCUGGAGGCAACUUGUAGUUUCUGGGUCUAAGUUCUAGAUCCUGAUAGAUGGGAAUGGUCUCGGUUCUGAGCUCCCUUUGAGAGCCUUUGGGAUUGAAGCGGGCAGACGGGCAUGAGAGAGGGAGCUGAGUUGGAAGCCACAGGACCUGGGUUAGACUCUUGGCUCUGCUCUUUCCCAGUUAACAGACGGAGGGGCUGGACUCAGUAAUCUCUGCACCAUGCCUGCCUAGGGCUGGUGGGAGAUGGGGUCCGCAGUGUGAGUUCUCCACAGCUCUUCCCCUGCUUCCUGCUUUCUGGGCAGCUGGCCCUUCCUCUAAGGGAGGACCUGUGCUUUGGGCCUCUGGCUGUGUCCCCCUCAGCCCUUGGUCGUAGGAUGGAGGCUGAGAAAGGUACUCCAAAGGCAGCACACAGCUUAAAGGUGAGGUACAGCGAGGUGGAUCAGCUGGUCUGGAGCAGUAAGAUGGAGUACGUCAUGGCACAGGUGGGCUUCGGUGUGGGAUUGGGUGCCGUCUGGAGGUUUCCUUCUUUGUACCACCAGAAUGGAGGCGGUGCCUUCCUUCUACUCUAUGUGCUGCUGCUUUUCACCCUGGGCAUCCCCUUGGUGUUCAUGGAGAUGGCUUUGGGGCAGAAGGUGCGCAUUGGCGUCUGGACAAAGAUCCACCCCCAGCUGUGGGGCAUGGGCCUGGCCUGCAGCCUGGUAUGCUUCUUGGUGAGUGUCUCUUAUAACAUGUUCAUUGCUUGGAGCAUCUUCUACCUCAGCAACUCCUUCCAGUACCCACUGCCCUGGAACCAGUGCCCAGCGUCGAUGAACACUAGCAUCCCUGAUCCUGAGUGUGCCCGCACCAGCCCAUCCAUUUAUUUCUGGUACUCGCAGACCCUGGAAGUCACAAGCAGCAUUGACAAUAGCGGGGGCAUUGUCUGGAGCCUCUCAGUCUGCCUCUUAGUGGUUUGGCUCUUAAUCAUAUUCAUCUCAAUACGGGGCAGGAAGACAAAAGGGAAGAUGCUGUACCUCUCCAUGAUGGUCCCCUACGCCAUCCUGUCCUGCCUCCUCAUCCAAAGCUACAUGCUGGAAGGUUCCAUUUAUGGGCUGCGUCACUUGGUGACCACCAAGGGGGCAUCUCCUGCCCCUCCGUCCCCUCUGCAGAUAUCAGCCAUGGUCUCUCCGCUCCUGUGGAAGCAAGCAGGAAUGCAGGUGUUCUACAACAUGGGCCUGGGCUUUGGCAGCAGCGUCAUCUUGUCCUCGUAUGCCGACAAGAGUAAGAGCUGUGUCCAGGACGUGUUCAUCGUGGUGCUCUUUAACCUGGCCUUUUGCCUCAUGGCCUCUCAGGUGGUGUUCAAUGUGCUGGGUUUCCGGGCCACCAUAACCACACGGGAAUGCAGCUACCGGAGCUCCUGGGGGCUGCAGCAGCUGAUCAAAAUGGGGAAGCUACCCCAAGAGGCAAGUCCGCCCCAAGAGCUGUUGAAGAAGUCGAUCAAAGCGUACACCAUGUGGUUAAAUAAGUUUGACAGUGAUCUGAGGAAGAAGAUUCUGGAGCACGUGUCCGAUUACCGCUUGGAGGAGCAGUUCAUGCAUUACACAGGAGGCCCUGGCCUGGUCUUCAUGGCCUUCGCUGAAGCCAUAGCCAAGUUCCCAGGCUCUUCCCUCUGGUCUAUCGUCUUCUUCCUGAUGCUGAUCAACCUGGGACUGAACACUUCACUACGACUGAUGCAGGGCAUCCUGAUCCCGCUGCAGCACAACUUCCCCCGCCUUCAAAACUUGUCUUUGAUCCUCUGCGUGACCGUUGGCUGCCUGGGCUUCCUGUGCAGCCUCCUCUUCACUCAGCGCUCCGGGCUCUACUUCCUGACCAUAUUCAAUGAAUUUGCUAUCAGCCUGCCUCUGUGUAUCGUGGUCCUCUUGGAGAACAUUGGUGUGACCUGGAUCUAUGGGGCUAAGAGAUUGAUAAAUGAAACAUGGGCCAUGCUGGGGCUCAGCGUCUCACUCAUGCAUGAGUGCCUGCUGCUCUACUUCACCUUGCUGAUUCUACUGAUCCUUCUCCUAUGCAACCUGUGGGAGGUGAUUCUGGUGUACCCCACCUAUGGAGCCUGGGAUAUGAGCACUGCCACAGAGUCAACGCUUCCCUACCCGCUGUGGGCUGUGGUCCUGGGGAGUGGCCUCAUCUUGCUGCCCCUCCUGCCCAUCCUGGUGGGUCUGUUAAAGUGUUCAAAGAGGCCAGUCAUAUUGCCACAGCCUAAGGGUUCCUCUCCCCAGCUUCUGCUGACUUCCUCCCCAACCUCGUCCCUGACCGUGUCCCAGGAUCAGCAAGCAGCCUCCUUCAGGAAGGCCUCAAGGCUUUCUGAGGCCCAGGCUGCAGAGGCCGAAGAGGAGGCCAGUGGGCCAGUGGGCCAGCCCAGCCUCUUAGCUCCCUCAAAAUCCAUGGGAACUGCUAUUGGGCAUGCUAAGAGAAGGGACUCCAGGUCAGAAGCUCUGCCUGAAAGGUCCACUCCAGACCCUCCUUCCCCCUCCUCAUAGGGCUAGAGAAUCCUCAUGAUGGUCAGCAGCAGCCCCCAGCUACACAAGAGCCCUUUACCAGCUAGGGGUCCUCUAGCCUCUUUCUAAAACCCUCCAGUGAGUGGGUACCCUCAUGUACCUCUUGUGGCAGCCCAUCCCCUCUCUUUGGGAGGAAGUUUUUCCUGAAGUUACGCCUUUUCUGGCCUCUGAGACAUGUCACCUUGGCUUCUGGGGACAAGCAGAAGGAGAUGCCCAUCCUCCAUAUGCCCUUCAAGCACUGGAAGAUGGCACCCUGGUUUCCACUGCCUCCCCCACUGCCUCACUAAGUUUUUUCCAAGCUGACUGCCCAGUUUUCAGUAGAUUUGCCAUUCUGGUUAUCCUCCUCUGGACAGCUCACUCCCCAGCUUAUUAAUGUCAUUUUUAAAGGGGCCCAGAACUGAACAAAAUACUCUGGAGGGGGCCUGACAGAGGUAGAGCAUGUGUUGGUUAUUCUACACAACUUCAGAUAACAUGAGCUCCGUUGGUUGAUAUGUUACACUGUGGAUGCACGAGGAACUUGUGGUCCACUAAGAUUCUCAGCUCUUUUUCAGAUGAAUGCCUAUCUGCUCAUUUCCUCUAUUUUGCAUUCAUGAAAUCAAUUCACCUAGGUGUAAGGCUUUUCCUUCUUAUUAAAUGUUAUUAAAUUAA